This is a messenger RNA of Lytechinus pictus (painted urchin), 1134 nucleotides long. Its product is annotated as protein trapped in endoderm-1-like. NCBI's taxonomy places the organism in Eukaryota, Metazoa, Echinodermata, Echinoidea, Temnopleuroida, Toxopneustidae. The transcript is spliced from 2 exons. Gene Ontology annotation, cellular component: membrane. The record is from RefSeq and is a predicted model, not a curated record. Gene Ontology annotation, molecular function: G protein-coupled receptor activity. Gene Ontology annotation, biological process: G protein-coupled receptor signaling pathway. The coding region runs from base 1 to 1134 and encodes 377 amino acids.
AUGGCGAUCAUUGGUGCCACAAUCCAGAUCUCUACUGGUAAUCUUGACUGUCAAGCUCUUUAUUACUCUGUUUCUAAACAAACCAUGACAUCAUUCACAACACUCACAACCGACAUGAUGGAGACUACCUUGGUAUUAGAUACUCUCAUGUCAAGUGAUGAGGUAUCCAUGGAUACAGAUGAAGGAACAUUGAUAGUUACUUAUCCAAGAUACAUCCAAAUCAUUGCAUGUACAGUGGGUAUACCUAUCAUUAUAGUUGGAGCAGUAGGGAAUCUACUUACUAUUCUAGCUGUAGCAAAGAGUAAGCGACUAUGUGCAAACACUAUGAAUCUCUACAUUGUCAGUCUGUGCAUUUCUGACAUUCUCUACUGCUCUACAAUCCUUCCUGUUCUGCUCACUGUAUAUACUCACAAUGCAUGGAUAUUAGGACAGACCUAUUGCAAGAUCUAUGCAACACUUCUCUUCACAUUUGUAGGGGCAACCCUGAUGUGUCUGGCAGCAAUAGCUCUCAGUCGAUACUUCAAGAUACGUCACACUGUUAUCUACAAUCGCUUAUUUACAAAGUAUUUAUUCAUCAGUGGUCUGAUAGUCAUAGCAUGGAUACUUCCCAUUUUAUUCCUGUUUCCAGCUAUCAUUGGAGUUUGGGGUGGGAUAGGAUAUGAACCAAGAACACUGACCUGUACCUUUCUAAGGGAACAUUCCUCCUAUAAUCGUUUCUUUAUGGUCUCAGCCCUUAUCUUUCCCACAACAUUCAUUGUUACCUUCUAUCUACGUAUCUUCUGUAUCGUCCAGGCAAGUAACCGGCGUAUAAACAACCAUAACAUACAGCUACCUGCCCCAUCUAAUGUAACCCAAACAGAAGGACAGCAACGCAAGAGAUACAUAAGAGAUGAUCUUUCCUUCACUCGUAUGAUGAUUGCUAUCUUCCUGAUCUUUAUCAUCUGUUAUUUCCCCUACAUGCUUACUAAUCUCAUUGACCCUGAGGUCAAGAUAUUAGACUUGCAUUUUUUUGCUGGCAUGUGCUGUUGGUUCAGUAGUUGUCUCAAUCCUCUACUAUAUGUAUUUAUGAAUAAACAUUUCCGCCGAGCAUUUGCAAACUUGCCUUUUUGGCGUAAUGAGAGCACAAAUACUUAG